UAAAAAUUUUUCAGACUCCGACGGUCACACUGUAUUAUUGUAUUAUUAUUGCAAUUCUAUCUAAUUUUAACCAAUUUAACGCAAUCAGAGGAUUCCUGCGUGGUUUUCCAAGCCAACUAAGUUUACUUCAGUUCCAGGUAAACAGCGACGACAUGUCCCAAGGAGGCGGCGCUACACCAGCGGGCGGUAAUCCCACAGCGCUCCAGGCAACCGGAGGGGGCGUGGUCUUCAGUAAGGUCUUCAUCCAACGCGACUAUAGCGAAGGAACCUCGGUGAAGUUCCACACGCGACUGCCCACGGAGCUGGAGGGCAUGAUUGAAAGACACGUCUUCGAGGCCACCAUCAACAGGCUAAACGAAUUCUAUGCCGAAGCGGAGGAGGGAUCCUGUGGCACCUACUGCGAAGGAUGCAUUGGCUGCAUCACGGCCUACUUGAUCUAUAUGUGCUCCGAAACGCACUACGAAAAGACACUUCGCAAAAUAUCCAAAUUUGUGGCUUCCCAAAACGAACGCAUUUACAACGCCAAGGGCCUGCAGCUGAUCGAUCCGACUUAUCGGGGCCUCCGCGUCAUAGAGAUUACGAUAUUCGAUCGUCCGGGGCGGACGUGACUUCCGCUUUCCCAUUCAGCCAACGAGUUUUUCAUGUGAGAUCAACCAGCCACAGUCGCAUCAACAGGAAGAUGAAGGAGGAGUGUCCGUGUUUCAGCAAUUAUCAAGCAAAAGUCAGCGCCAUUGUGUGUGUUUCCAAAAAAAAGAAAAACAAAAAUCAUUACAAAGCUGUGGAAUCAGCUAAAGCUUUAUAACCAAUAACCAUAUGUCUUGGCAGAGCAGCGGCCAGAGCUUCGGGGCAUGCGACUUAGUCACCGGUGUGCUGGGAGUCCUCCUCCGCUGCAGCCACAUACGAUAUGCUAGAUUAGCCGUUAAUGAUUAGCCAAGGCAGUGUACGGCCAGUUAGUUAGUAUUUAUGCAUUAGCAGGCAUAGUCAUUUAAGUGAAAAGCUACCGAAAAUGCAUUUUGAGCCGAAGCAUGCAUCAACAUAUACAGACAUUCGCAUAUGUUAUCAUUGUUCUACUUAUCAGACCGAGAGGCCAGCGAGAAUUGAUUGUUUUGUAAUUUGAAAAAAAAAAAAAAAACAAAAGAAAAUUGUAUUCAUCUUGUUUGUAGUAGUUACUAACAAUUCGAUUGUCUUAAGUUUUAAUUUUAAUGGCAUUACCAUACAUAAAUACAUAGUUCAAGCUUAAUCAGAGAAAAGCAUACGCAUAAUGUUUUCUAUACAAAACUCUUACCGAUUUCAAACAGCGCCAAAUGAACUUACCCAUAGACAAGUGGAGAACUGUUCGAUUUUUAAUAUAAAUCAGCAACUUUGAUUAACAUAGUUAAAUAUCUUAUAAGGAAUAAUAUAUAUUGCCGUCAUAUUUAAAA
Drosophila gunungcola (fruit fly) is the source of this 1421-nucleotide messenger RNA. Its product is annotated as golgin subfamily A member 7. Gene Ontology annotation, biological process: peptidyl-L-cysteine S-palmitoylation; protein targeting to membrane. Gene Ontology annotation, cellular component: palmitoyltransferase complex. The record is from RefSeq and is a predicted model, not a curated record. The transcript is spliced from 5 exons. NCBI's taxonomy places the organism in Eukaryota, Metazoa, Arthropoda, Insecta, Diptera, Drosophilidae. The coding region runs from base 153 to 608 and encodes 151 amino acids.